This is a messenger RNA of Physella acuta, 651 nucleotides long. RefSeq names its product neuropeptides capa receptor-like. Gene Ontology annotation, biological process: G protein-coupled receptor signaling pathway. Lineage: Eukaryota; Metazoa; Mollusca; Gastropoda; Physidae. Gene Ontology annotation, molecular function: G protein-coupled receptor activity. Gene Ontology annotation, cellular component: membrane. The record is from RefSeq and is a predicted model, not a curated record.
AUGGAGUGUAACGUGUCCACAAAUCCUAACGUGUCCAGAAACUACACAGAGGAAGAAAAAGCAUGUUACCUAGCACAUCUACAGCUCUACUCCACUUACACCAUGAUACCCACCAUCAUUUAUCUAGUGGUGCUCUGUGUGGCUGGAAUCAUCGGGAAUUCCAUCGUCCUCUUUGUUUACUCACAGAGGUUCAGGAGUACAGCCUCUGGUACCUUCAUCAUGGCGAUAGCUGUCUUUGACUUGAUGGCUAACCUGGUGCUCAUUCCAGGAGACAUUUACGGUAUGUUUCAUCAUUGGGACUUUGACAUGGUAUAUCUGUGCAAGCUACGGUCUUACGGACAUGCAGUCACCCACGGUGCUUCAUCAUUUUUCCUGGUGGCUUUGGCAGUGACUAGAUAUCGAAAAAUUUGCAAGCCGUUUCACAAGCAAGUGAGUAUACAACAGGCCAACAAUUUUUGCAUUGGCGUCACCUUCUUGGAGAUAGCAAUUUCAAUUUUAUAUUUCAUUACUCAGGGCAUACAAAAGAAGAAAACACCAAAUCAAAAUAUUUUUGGCUAUGUGUGCAGUGUUGAUGAUAAAUUUAACGGGACAUACACACCACUGGAGAAAUACAAGCAGACCAAAACAUUGAAGCAACAUGAAAAGGAGUAA